GGAUCAGACGCUCCAUAUUUAGCUGCAGCGAGUCUCGCAGAGGCUCUGAGUGUUUGAGAAAGCGGGCAGAGAGAGAGUUCUGCUUCCAACUUACUUUAUGUGACCACUGGCGGAAAACCACGGGAAUACGCGCUUAUAAAAAGCCACUAGAGCCGAGAGCGAAAUUCAUGGCAGACCGGGGACUUUAAGCGAAGACACGACUGGAUUUUUGUUUCCUCUCAGAUGGGAAUGUAGCUUAGCUGGUUAGCCUGGCCACUAGCAGUAGCAAGUUAGCUCUGUCGAAGAGCGGAGGCGACAUAAGUGGACUUUUACUUGCUAUAACGUCAUAACACCUCUACAAACCGCCCUAGUCUUUCCAAAGACGUGUUUCUGAAGGCGUCGCCGUCACAGAAACAGAGACUCGGGACUGAAUUUGGGCUGACUGAGAGGAACUUACCGUUACCGUUUUAGCUAGCUGGCUAGCUGGCCGUCACGUCAAUCUGUCAACCGUACCCGAAAUCCCGACCGGAUAGUUUGAGUCACAUACCGGGCAACCAAACAUUAUCUCCGGUGACACACGAGCCUCAGGGAAGGUGGACUAAUACCGAGAGGAAUCGCUUGCGGUGGGUUAACGCAACCGGUUUGUGCGGCCAUAGGACAGUCAGAGUUUCUGAAGUUCAUCAACUGCGAGCCGGGGACGGAACCGGACAGAGACCUCAUGAAUGGAAAUCGGAACUACAGGAGCCGUUGGGGCCCAGUCCCUGUUCUCCAUGCCACGGAGGCCCGGCUAUGGCACCAUGGGGAAACCUAUCAAACUGCUGGCCAACUGCUUCCAGGUGGAGAUCCCAAAGAUGGACGUCUACCUGUACGAGGUGGACAUCAAGCCCGAGAAGUGUCCACGGAGAGUAAAUAGGGAGGUGGUGGACUCCAUGGUGCAGCACUUUAAAGUCACCAUCUUUGGGGAUCGAAGGCCAGUUUAUGAUGGGAAGAAAAGUCUCUACACCGCCAACCCACUUCCUGUGGCACCUGCAGGGGUGGAUCUGGAUGUCACGCUGCCAGGUGAAGGGGGCAAAGACCGGCCCUUUAAAGUCUCAAUUAAGUUUGUGUCUCUGGUGAGCUGGCACCUGCUGCACGAGGUGCUAACCGGGCGCAGUAUGCCAGAGCCGCUGGAACUGGACAAGCCAAUCAGCACCAACCCAGUGCACGCUGUGGAUGUGGUGCUCCGCCAUCUGCCCUCCAUGAAGUACACACCCGUGGGCCGCUCAUUUUUCUCCGCCCCGGAGGGUUAUGAUCAUCCUCUAGGUGGAGGCAGAGAGGUGUGGUUCGGUUUCCAUCAGUCUGUUCGGCCCGCCAUGUGGAAAAUGAUGCUCAACAUUGAUGUGUCAGCCACGGCUUUCUACAAAGCACAGCCAGUCAUUCAGUUCAUGUGUGAAGUCCUGGACAUCCACAACAUCGACGAGCAGCCGCGACCCCUCACAGACUCCCACAGAGUCAAAUUCACCAAAGAAAUCAAAGGUCUGAAGGUGGAGGUGACCCACUGCGGGACCAUGCGGAGGAAGUACCGCGUCUGCAAUGUGACCCGCCGGCCUGCCAGCCACCAAACGUUCCCUUUGCAGUUGGAGAACGGCCAAACUGUAGAACGGACAGUAGCUCAGUAUUUCAGAGAGAAGUACAACCUGCAGCUCAAGUACCCUCACCUGCCCUGUCUACAGGUGGGACAGGAGCAGAAACACACAUACCUGCCUCUGGAGGUUUGCAAUAUUGUAGCAGGGCAGCGGUGCAUCAAGAAACUGACAGAUAAUCAGACGUCCACCAUGAUCAAAGCCACGGCGCGCUCCGCACCAGACCGACAGGAGGAGAUCAGCAGACUGGUGCGCAGCGCUAACUAUGAAGCCGACCCGUUCGUGCAGGAGUUUCAGUUUAAGGUCCGGGAUGAGAUGGCCCACGUGACGGGGCGCGUGUUGCCCGCGCCCAUGCUGCAGUACGGGGGCAGGAACCGCACUGUCGCCACACCGAGUCACGGCGUUUGGGACAUGAGAGGAAAGCAGUUUCACACCGGCGUGGAGAUCAAGAUGUGGGCCAUCGCCUGCUUCGCCACACAGAGGCAGUGCAGAGAGGAGAUCCUCAAGGGUUUUACCGACCAGCUGCGCAAAAUCUCGAAGGAUGCUGGGAUGCCGAUUCAGGGUCAGCCGUGUUUCUGUAAGUACGCUCAGGGGGCCGACAGCGUGGAGCCCAUGUUCAGACACCUGAAGAACACUUACUCUGGACUGCAGCUCAUCAUCGUCAUCCUGCCUGGAAAAACCCCCGUCUACGCGGAAGUGAAGCGUGUUGGAGACACUCUUCUAGGAAUGGCCACUCAGUGUGUGCAGGUGAAGAACGUGGUAAAAACCUCCCCGCAGACGCUCUCCAACCUCUGCCUGAAAAUCAACGUCAAACUCGGCGGCAUCAACAACAUCCUCGUGCCGCAUCAACGGCCAUCAGUUUUCCAGCAGCCAGUCAUCUUUCUGGGGGCGGACGUUACACAUCCCCCUGCAGGAGAUGGGAAGAAACCGUCCAUCGCAGCGGUGGUGGGCAGUAUGGACGCUCAUCCCAGCAGGUAUUGUGCCACUGUGCGCGUCCAGAGACCCCGUCAGGAGGUCAUUCAGGAUUUGUCCUCAAUGGUGCGAGAGUUACUCAUCCAGUUCUACAAAUCCACUCGCUACAAGCCCACCAGAAUCAUCUUCUACAGGGACGGUGUUUCUGAGGGCCAGUUCAGACAGGUGUUGUAUUAUGAGCUGCUGGCCAUUCGAGAGGCCUGUAUCAGUCUGGAGAAGGAGUACCAGCCCGGCAUCACGUAUAUAGUGGUGCAGAAACGCCACCACACACGCCUCUUCUGUGCCGACCGCAACGAGAGGGUGGGUCGCAGUGGAAACAUUCCUGCUGGUACGACGGUGGAUACAGAUAUCACACACCCUUAUGAGUUUGACUUUUACCUCUGCAGUCAUGCUGGAAUACAGGGCACCAGCAGGCCCUCCCACUAUCAUGUCCUGUGGGACGACAACUGCUUCACUGCUGAUGAGUUCCAGCUGCUCACCUACCAGCUGUGCCACACGUAUGUGCGCUGCACCCGCUCCGUCUCCAUCCCCGCGCCAGCCUACUACGCCCACCUGGUGGCCUUCCGCGCCCGAUACCACUUGGUGGACAAAGAACACGACAGUGCCGAGGGAAGCCAUGUCUCCGGACAGAGCAACGGCCGGGACCCCCAAGCGCUGGCCAAAGCUGUGCAGAUUCACCACGACACCCUGAGGACCAUGUACUUUGCCUAAGCCAGCUCACGUUCAUCUAGUCAUGCACACAAACCCGACAACCACACACACACACACAUGCUGACAAACACACACACCUCCCAGAAUCCUGUGCGUCCUGAAGGGUCGAUCUCUGUGGCGAUUGAAGCACGGCCCACCCGACACUGUGCAGCAGGACGAGGAAGGCCUUUAAGGAAGCCGACCUGCUUUAAAACCACACAUGGACCUCGGCGCUAUUAUGCAAUAUUAAACCAGCCAACUGAGGCCGUUCUGUCAGAUCCCCCUCCAAAACCAAAAGGGAAGUCCGUCUGUAUAUCCCUCCCGCUCCUUUUCCUGUCUAUAGACGUCACGUUUUAAUCACUUCCCCCCCCCUGCCUGUCACGCCUUGUACCUCAACGUCUUUUCUAACA
This is a messenger RNA of Danio rerio (zebrafish), 3673 nucleotides long. NCBI's taxonomy places the organism in Eukaryota, Metazoa, Chordata, Actinopteri, Cypriniformes, Danionidae. The record is from RefSeq and is a predicted model, not a curated record.